AUCUGUGGCCAAUUUUGACGGGAUGAAGCUGAAUUAAGAGGUCGAUGAAAAAUAAUUGAAAGCUUAUUGAAAUUUUCACAUUGCACCACAAUUUUCCGUGGAAAAUCUCAAUAAUAACAAAUAAUGGCCUCGUUGUGUGGUAGACUGGCAGUGAAUGCAGUUAGGCGCAACGUUACAAAUAACAUUUUCAGAGCCUACGCUUCAAAUAAAGUUACCCUUGGCGACCCCAUUGAGCAUGCCACCGGUUUAGAAAAACGUGAAUUGUUGGCCAAAGCUGCAGGAAACCCAAACCCCUUCGAUAUUCGUGUCAUUAAACAAGGUCCAGGAACUAGAGAACGCCCUACUGAAAUACCCUCUGCCUUUGAUGCUAGGAUUGUCGGAUGCAUUUGUGAGGAAGAAGCUUCAUAUGUUAACUGGAUGUGGUUAUAUAAAGGUCAACCUAAGAGGUGUGAAUGUGGACAUUGGUACACCCUUGUUCACAAAGCACCUGUUUAAAUGGUGUUUUCCAUCAGUAAAUAGAAUUCUUAGAUCGUAAUUUAAUCAAUUUUUAUUUCAACAUCAAGAUGUUUCUUAUUAAACCUUAUUUUUUUGGAUAGUACACCUUGUGUUUCCAAAAUUCCUUAAAAAGAAACAAUAUUACAUGAAGUGAAGAGUUGGAGUACUUUUUAUGUAUUAUCUUUGUUAUUUGAUUAAUAACUUGACAUGUAACUAAGAAACAACAAAGCUCAUAAAUUCGCUUAAUCCA
This is a messenger RNA of Coccinella septempunctata (seven-spotted ladybird), 745 nucleotides long. RefSeq names its product cytochrome c oxidase subunit 5B, mitochondrial-like. Bases 124 to 495 code for a protein of 123 amino acids. NCBI's taxonomy places the organism in Eukaryota, Metazoa, Arthropoda, Insecta, Coleoptera, Coccinellidae. Gene Ontology annotation, cellular component: mitochondrial envelope. The transcript is spliced from 2 exons. Gene Ontology annotation, biological process: mitochondrial electron transport, cytochrome c to oxygen. The record is from RefSeq and is a predicted model, not a curated record.